Molecule: messenger RNA, 1694 nt
Organism: Macrobrachium nipponense
Lineage: Eukaryota; Metazoa; Arthropoda; Malacostraca; Decapoda; Palaemonidae
Exons: 1
Coding region: 513-1652 (379 amino acids)
Molecular function (GO): protein binding
Source: RefSeq, a predicted model, not a curated record
UAGGCUUUCACGUUAGGCCAUUUCAACAGGAAGUCUGGCCCCUGUCGUAGUUAUUGACUGGUAUCUGUCACUGAAACGUCAAGAAGAUUGUGAAGCGUCUUAUUUGCAAGUAACUUUCUAAUUAUGACGUCAUGGUUAGAAGGUGUGAAGUGAAUUUAAAAGAAUUUUUCGUAAUAUAAAAUACCCUACAGACUGAAAUUGAAAAAGAAAAGACGGGAAAAGCGAUUGCACAAGUGACUUAGAUUAAACAAGAACAGCAAGCAUUUAGCUGUGCUGUCAAGCAACUGUUCUAUGUUGAAAUGGACAAGUGAACCAUUUUUCAACUGGUUAGGUCAAGGCUGAAAAAAUUAAAUGAAUAAGUGAAGUAGCUUCGUUUGGUGACCAAUCCGAAAUAACGGAACCCUAAAGGUUCUACGUAGUUGAUUUUAUUCUUAGGACAAUUUGAUUUCGUUGACAAUUUUAUUUCCCUAUAAUUUUUUCUUCAAUCAACUACUCGUUCUUUGCCUUUUGAAAUGAUACCCCGCAGAAAUAUCAUAGAGCCAUAUCACGUGGUGUUGGACUGGGGUCCUCAGAGUGGAGAGGAUGCCCCUUUCAUCCAAAGAUUGUGGCCAGCAGUUCUAGCCGGUGCCCGGGAUGGGAACGGAUUAAGAGUGACCCCCAAAAUGCUAGACAAUCUCUUAACGUCCUGCGCUAGAGAUUGCCUUAAUUCCCGCAAACGUCGAGACGAACUUGUCCAGGCUUUUACACCCAUGCUUGAAGCCUCUUCAGAUAUUCAAAAGGCCACUGGUGAUUUCCUCGAUGCUGUUUUACAGUACCAUGCCCAACAUUAUGAGAGCAAUGGUGGUGUUUGCAGGUUGGGAAAAUUUCACAAUAUUCUCUAUGUGGGAGCAUCCAUAGCUGUAGAACAAAAUCUACAGAAUGCCGAUAUGAUAAAAGAGUUAAUGGAAACUCUUUACCGCUGUGAAAAUGGAUUGGACAGGUUAGUGACUCCUGCGCUCCUAGGUCCCAAAGUUUCCCAUCUUCUUAGCUCAUGGAAACCUGACACGGAUUCUUCGGAAGAGGCUAGGCACAGACUCCAGUAUUUCAUUGAUCACGCACGCACCUCUCGACUGACAUUUCCUCAACCAAAUGGAGAUGCCACGAGGCUUGUGGACACCCCUUUGGCGACCAUGCAAGGGACGUCUCCUCUCUAUGUAGCUGCUCAGGCCGGUGACGAGGACGCUGUGCUCUUAUUGCUGCAGAACGGGGCAUCUCCUUACCUGGGAGGUGAGCUGUGCCCUUUCAAAGUGGCUCUUAGACGCUUGUCAGCUCAUGCCCGAGCUACAAUAGGGCAGAUGACUCCAUGCAGUUGCCAAGAGCAGCUGUGUCCAUGUUUCUUUAGCUACCCUAUUGACUACCCUCCAGAUGCCCUUGGAGUGCUACAGUUACUCUUAAGUGCCCUGGGUGGACGUCAGCUUGAGUGGGACAAUGAAGUCAUCCAUCCUCGCAUAAUAACUGACAAGAUUUUGAGUGAUGAACCUCCAUCACUCAAACACUGGGCAAGAUACAGGAUAAGAAGCGAACUCUCAUCACAUUGGGCAUUACCACAUGGCACGAGAAUGCUUGGUUUACCCGAAUCACUAGUGCAGUAUAUAGAGCUCAGUUCACAAUAAAUGUUUUUUGUUCUUAAUUAAAAAAUAAAGAGGAAAACUUCA